AUGCCGAGGAAAACAGACCAGUCUCAGUAUAGGAGUGUAAUUGACUGUAGUAACAUGUCUUGCAUACAAGAUAGAAUGAGCAGAUUUUCAUUUAAAGAGUAUAAUAGUGAACAAUUGUGGGAAGACUACAUAGCUCGUUUUGAGUUGACCUGCAGAGUUAAGGGACUGGGUGGUGCUAACACAGAAGAACAAGCGGCUCGGCGAGAUCUUCUAUUGGCAAAUAUCGGAGAGGAGCACCUCAGGGCACUGUCGGACCAGAUGUAUCCAAGGGCCUGGGAGGAGUGCACCUACGACGAAGUAAAAGAGGAAGCCAACCGGUUGUUCAAGCCUACAAGGACCCUUUUUGCAACAAGGUUUGAGUUCGAAAGAGCAAUAAGAAAAGAUGGUGAGACAUUUAUUUUGUUUUAUAACAGAUUGAAGUCUUUAGCUAGAAGUUGUAAAUAUGGAGAUAGCUUAGAUGAACGAGUACGAGAUAGGUUUGCAGUAGGAAGCAACUGUCCAGAAUUUGAAGUCGAAGUCAGACAAAGAUGGCCCGAGGGAGUUAAUAACCGAGGUGAGCGUGUUAAGUCAACAGUAGUACUAGAGCUAGCUCAAUCUAUGGAACGAGCGAGAGAAGAAGUUUCCAAACAUUCGUGUAAAAAUGAGAUUCUUAAAGUAAGUGACAGUAAGGAAAAGAGGAAACCAGAGGUACAGAAAUCUAUUGGCUUCAAAAGGUGUUAUAGAUGUGGGUUUACACAUGACCCUAGUGAAGAUAGGUGUCCUGCUAUUUCUGCUGUGUGCAAGAAAUGUUCAAGGAGAGGCCACUUCGCAAGAAUGUGCAAAAGUAAACAUAAUUUUUUCAAGAGAACAGAUUUGAGAAAAGUAGAUGAUUCUUGUGAUCAAACUUACGAUGAUGAGUGUAGUUCUGAUAUUGAUGUUAGCGGAACACAAAUUAGGUCUGUCAAGAGUAAGGUUCCCAGAGCUACGAUAGAUGUAGAAUUGAACGGGUAUAAUGUUACAAUGGAGUUUGAUUCAGGAGCUCGGGUAAGUGCUAUAAGUUUGUCUCUUUGGGAUAAGAUCAAUUCAAGUGGCGAAUCUCUAAAAAAGACGUCUGAUGUAAUCACUGGCUAUGGGAAAAAUAAGCUAGAAGUCAUGGGUAAGGCUUUUGUGUACGUUACUUUACGUAAUCGUACUAAGCGAUUGCCAGUUAUUGUAUUACUAGAAGAUGAUGUUCCAUUAUUUGGGUUGCCGUGGAGUGUAGCUUUCAAUCUUAGUUUGCCUAGGGAAGUAAGGGUUAGGCGUAUUGAUAAUGGAAAGACAAAUAGUAAAGAUACAGGCAAGAAUGAAGAAAGUUGUAGAAAAGAGUUACAAAAGGAAGUUGUGACAUUAACUCAGGAGUUUUCUGAACUCUUUCGUGAUGAGCUAGGAACGAUAUCUGACUCUAAUGAAGUUAUCCAUCUAAAAAGUGGAACAAAACCUGUAUCUUGCGGGGCACGACGAGUUCCAUUCCCCUUAAGGGAGGCAGUGGAGAGAGAAUUACGGUGA
Molecule: messenger RNA, 1524 nt
Organism: Macrosteles quadrilineatus (aster leafhopper)
Lineage: Eukaryota; Metazoa; Arthropoda; Insecta; Hemiptera; Cicadellidae
Exons: 1
Coding region: 1-1524 (507 amino acids)
Molecular function (GO): nucleic acid binding; zinc ion binding
Source: RefSeq, a predicted model, not a curated record